Molecule: messenger RNA, 1301 nt
Organism: Sitodiplosis mosellana (orange wheat blossom midge)
Lineage: Eukaryota; Metazoa; Arthropoda; Insecta; Diptera; Cecidomyiidae
Gene: wal
Product: electron transfer flavoprotein subunit alpha, mitochondrial
Exons: 6
Coding region: 119-1108 (329 amino acids)
Cellular component (GO): mitochondrion
Molecular function (GO): electron transfer activity; flavin adenine dinucleotide binding
Source: RefSeq, a predicted model, not a curated record
ACGAACAAAGUGAUUCUGUCAAAACUGUCAAAAGUGUAUUGGAUUUAGUCAGUGAACACAUAUAUUUGCCACUACACUCCUCUAUCAAGCUUAUCUGUGUUGAAACUAGAAAAAAAAAAUGUUCAAAUCCAAAAAUUUAUUAAUUGGAGCAUCUCGGUUAAACCGACGUUUCCAAAGUACACUCGUCAUUGCUGAGCACAAUGAAAAGACUUUGACUGCGAUCACACAGAAUGCCGUCUCAGCAGCUCAGAAAAUCGGCGGUGAUGUUACCGUUUUGGUUGCGGGCACUGAAUGUGCUGCCGUCGCUGAACAGGUAUCGAAAUUGAAGGGAGUCUCAAAGGUGUUGUUGGCUCAGAAUACCGCAUUCAAAGGACAAACGGCUGAAACUGUUACCGAUGCCGUUGUUGCGCUACAAAAUCAAUUGAAAUUCACACAUAUUUUGGCUGGUGCUACAUCAUUUGGGAAAAAUGUAACACCAAGAAUUGCUGCCAAACUUGAUGUGUCGCCUAUUUCCGACAUUAUCGGUAUUAAAUCACAAGACACAUUCGUGCGCACAAUUUAUGCUGGAAAUGCCAUUCAAACGCUUAAAGCAAAAGAUCCAGUUAAAGUGUUGACCAUUCGUGGAACCAACUUUGAAGCCGCCCCAGAGGGUGGCAGUGCAACCGUUGAGAAUGCACCAGAAGUGAAGGUGACUGAAGGUCUUUCUUCGUUCCUUGGACAAGAAAUCACUAAAUCGGAUCGUCCAGAAUUGACUAGCGCUAAAGUCAUCAUCUCAGGAGGUCGAGGUCUUAAAUCAGGAGAUAACUUCAAGCUAUUGUAUGACUUGGCUGAUAAACUCGGUGCUGCGGUUGGUGCUUCACGUGCUGCUGUCGAUGCUGGUUACGUACCAAACGACUUGCAAAUUGGACAAACAGGAAAAAUCGUUGCUCCUGAUUUGUACAUUGCUGUUGGUAUUUCGGGUGCAAUUCAACAUUUGGCCGGUAUGAAGGAUUCAAAGACCAUUGUGGCCAUCAACAAAGAUCCAGAAGCGCCAAUUUUCCAAGUUUCCGAUCAUGGUCUCGUUGCUGAUUUAUUCAAGGCCGUGCCCGAGCUCACCGAAAAGUUGUAAAUCAAUGCGAUUCAGCUGAUUUGUUAAACAUCGUAAAUUCGUAUUUAAAUUUGUUUUUCCUCUUUUUUUAUUUCACAUUUUUCUCAUAAAAAAAAAAUGGAUUAAAUUGAAAUGUUUGCAUGAAAUUUUCCUGUAAGCACAUUGCUAUAUAUUUUCAAUAAAAAAAACCAUGCGAAUGACAUUGUUUCAAUAA